AAGAAAAAACUCAGCGUCGAAGAUAUCCAAAGUACACGGUGUUUCGUAUUUAACGGAAUGAUGAUAAUCAAUGAGCCAGAAUCAAUUUUAAACUGGUGCAUGAUCAAAAGAGGAAAUGCAGAUAUGACAGAAGUAUCGGUGAAGUGGGUCGUAGCAUCAAUCAAAGAUGCCACAUGGGAAUCGUGGCUGGAGCGGGAGGGGAGAGGGAUGAUGGGAUUCCAUAAGAUUGCACUAGAACGACAGCGGGAACAAGUGACGGCAAAUCGUCGGAUUAGGUACCCAUGCGAGGCUUCUUCUACCAGCCAGGACAGUCCACACCCCGACCCUUACAUCCGCGAAUUAGGCAGCAAUCAACUCUCGUCUCACGUUGCUUGGAGGCUUCUGUCACCGAAUUUUAGCUAUCAGGGUAUCUGGAUGGAGUCGAAUGAACGGCGGGGUAUAAUUGAUGCUGAGACUUGGGCUAUCAUAGAUCAGAAGCCAUUUGGGGGCUUUCUGUGAGCCCAGACGUUUUACCACAGCUAGAGACGAUUUUGCUGAUCGCAGAGUUUCCACCUUGCAUUCGGAAAGUGCGGGAUUUCGCUGCUACAUGUGCUGAUUUUUACGGGGCUUCCUGUCACCAGUAUCACGAGUUGCCUUACCUUUCGACUGCUGAUUAUCAAUAGUACCUUGUCGUGGUUCCACCUGCUACACAGCUCAGACGGAUCGUUCUCUGUAUUUUUCCUGGCUGUUUUGUACUUUUGCCAAUUGUCCGACCGUCACACAGGGGCAGCGAGAGUGGAUACUUGCUAUUUAAGUGGCUAAGAUUUCCUAGCAGUUUUAUGGGUGUGGUGUUGGAUGUAAUACAUAUAAAGGAGAUUGCAUAUGUUAAUAACAUAAGCC
Messenger RNA from Magnolia sinica, 879 nucleotides. RefSeq lists its product as uncharacterized. The record is from RefSeq and is a predicted model, not a curated record. The transcript has 2 exons. Bases 58 to 498 code for a protein of 146 amino acids. NCBI's taxonomy places the organism in Eukaryota, Viridiplantae, Streptophyta, Magnoliopsida, Magnoliales, Magnoliaceae.